CACAUAAGUGAUAAAACAUACGAAUUCUUCUUGGCACUUGAACAGAAGCGAGUAGAUCGAAUUAACACGAACAUGCUUGCUGCUCUUCAGAAUGAUUUGAUCGAUGAUGCAUUAGCAGAGAUACUAAAUGAUGCCCACUUGCGAAGAAUGUUUCAAAAUAUAUUUGCCAUUGAAGACGAUAACAAGGACCUAGUAUAUCUAAUAUACAAAGAUGUGUCAGAAAGGUAUAUCAAGAUGGGUGCGGGUCAGUUCUUGCGCGACCUUCGAAGAGAUUUCCAAAUAAAGAAAACAAUGGCGCAUCGCAAAGCUGUCCUGGAAAGAAGAGAAAAAGCUCGGCAAAAGCGAAUGAAAGUCAACGUUCCCGAGAUCGAGCAAGACCGAAGUCCUGGCAAGGAAGUCUCUCAUACGCGUCUGGUAGCCCUGGUAAAACAAGUCAAAUGUAACGGCAUGGUACAAUUGUACAAGAAGAAGGAACUCCAAAAACUUUGUAGUUCAUAUGAUUGUCGCUUUCUUGCAAAAUGGAACAAGACUAAACUAGCAAACGAACUGUGUCGAGCUAUUCAGAGCCAUAGUAUUAUGCCUUGCCCCCAAAUAACGUCAAUGUUUGUCGUUGAUCAUAAUCAAAAUUCAGUCAUAGACGAUACGAUGCGUGUUCCGCCGUUAAGGUUACGUCGUUUAUAGAUGAAAGUGAACGGUAUUUAGCUAUAACAUUUUUAAAAGCACUUAAUAAUUAUUAUAAAUAUAACUAUACGAUUGCAAUGUUAACAGUUCCAUAGAGUCAAUGGUUAACUAGUAUUUUUGACUAGUUGGUUCAUGAAUAACGUCAU
Messenger RNA from Dendronephthya gigantea, 827 nucleotides. RefSeq lists its product as uncharacterized. NCBI's taxonomy places the organism in Eukaryota, Metazoa, Cnidaria, Anthozoa, Malacalcyonacea, Nephtheidae. The record is from RefSeq and is a predicted model, not a curated record. Bases 73 to 681 code for a protein of 202 amino acids. The transcript is spliced from 2 exons.